Messenger RNA from Fusarium fujikuroi IMI 58289, 2832 nucleotides. RefSeq lists its product as uncharacterized. The coding region runs from base 1 to 2832 and encodes 943 amino acids. The transcript is spliced from 4 exons. Lineage: Eukaryota; Fungi; Ascomycota; Sordariomycetes; Hypocreales; Nectriaceae. The record is from RefSeq and is a predicted model, not a curated record.
AUGAGUGAUUUCUUGCGAACUCGAAUAGUCGAGGGAUCCCAAACCCCUCGCCGACGCGCCUAUGAGGUCCCAGAAUAUAUGGUAAGGGAAUUAGACGGACAUAUCCAUCCAGAACUUAUGGCCACACCAGGAUCUGGCGUCGUCUACAGAGGAGGUCCUGGGUCUUGGCUGGCAGAGCACUCCACAGCCGAGGAGGUUAAUUACGACGAAGUUUAUGCAACUGCCGUUCAAGCACAGCAGGCAAUGAUCACGACAGCAAACAGGUUGUGUGUGAAGAAAAAGCUCCCAAAUGUGAAUUUUACAGUCGCCCACUCUUGGUCAGAGGUUGACCAAUCGGUCUCGGACGCCUGCAAGGCUUUAGAGGCCCUCUCGUCAGAAGACAAGGCAUUGAAACCGGGUUUUACAGGUAAGAUGAAGCAAGCGUUUCGAAAGCUCUGCGACAAUGCUGGUUCCGGUGGCACCAUCGCAAAUCUUGUGCCAACUGAUUCUUACUGUUCUAUUCUAUGCGGUGGCCUCAAGAUCGUCUUCAAGGCGCUAGAAGCAGCAGGUCACUAUAGAGAGGAAAUAUGUAAUGCAUUGGAAGAAAUUCCAUUCAUACUGAACGACAACACGGCUUUGGUUAAAUUGAACAACAUGGACGAGGAGCUACAUAGACGUGUAGCAGCUAUAUACGCUGCUAUUUACGCACUCCUGGAGGUAAUCGUAGGAUGGUUCCUGAAGCCAUCGUUUAAUACUGGGACUAGGAUCCUUUUGAAUCCUACUGGAUUUUCUGGGAAACUCAAGGAACGAAUGGACACCGUCAAGUUAGGGGUACAGCGUUUUACCGCUCACGUCAAUUAUUUAUCCGCAGAAAGACAGAAAGCUUUGACACAGCAGAACCUUUCUAUCAUGUACCGUCUUGAUCAGCAGUCAGAGCAAAUGGAGAGAGGCUUUGAGCGUCUUGAAACCACGCGGAUUAUGGUCCUUGACAAAGUGGAGCAAUUUCUUUACGAGACUUGGAGAGCCGAGUUCGAGCAAAGGCAAUCAUUGCCGCAGCAUCAGCAAACACCUCGAAUCGAGACACCCAUCCUUUGUGUUGAAGAUAUACUGGAUAAGUGGCGUUACGAACGAGAUCUAGUACAUCAGGAUUGUGCGACUGUGUUGAGACUACAACACAUAGCAGGGUAUGAUGUUGACCUAGAACUUGUGUCUACCAUCAGAUUCCAUCCACGAUUCCAAUCAUACCUAACGUUGGAUACUUCUUCUUUACUAUUUGUCGAUACAAGGUCAGAGAAUCCAACAAGGAGCCUCGAAAUGCCAAUUGUGGCUGCUGAGACAUUUCGAAGUUUACACGCCUUCAUGGAAGAACAGAAUGAACAAGCUCAUGGUACAACAAUUCAUAUCAUAUGCCUAUCAUUUUUCUGCAGCCAGCACAGCAAUUUCGCGAGAGAUCAAAAUGCAAGUCCAAUGGACCUAGCCAUGAGCCUUUUUCUACAGCUCAUCGACUACUAUCGGGACUUUGACUCGGAGUAUUUAGACCUCGCAAGCUAUGAUGUGAACCCUGGCGAUACAGACGCUAUCUUGUUCGUUUUCGGAGCUCUUGUCAAUCAUCUGCCAGAAGAUGUAGUCUUAUACCUCAUGAUUGAUGACUUGAAAGCUUUUGCCCAACCUGCCCCACGAAAGUACGAAAUGAUCCAGGUCAUGGAAAAGCUAUUGGAACUACACCGCCAAGCAUUGAAGGCCAAGAGCUACAUGGGGAUCGAGAACACAAUCACGAUCCCUAACAUUCCAAAGCCAGAGAAGUUCCAAGGACCGCAUGGAAUCAAAGCUGCCUGGAUUUACAACGAGAAAGUCCUUAGGAAUCUCUUGAACAUUGUCGCCAAGAUGUCCGAUGAGGGCACCGCACCUUGCGGGUUCGACCUUUGUGUCAAUGUUCUCAGCACGGACUUUGACAUCACGAAGCUGUUUCCUGCUCUGAAAACCGAUGAGGAGUGGAAAGACGUCCAAGAUGUGAUCUCCAAGUUACCUGGGCCCGUCAAGGAUCUUUUGAAUGGCAAAUUGCCCCCUCUUAUUGUUCUUUACGCUCAAUGGUGUCCCGUUGGCGAUCAGCAGAAGUAUGACGCAAGCGUUGACGCAUGGUUCCAGCAAUUUCGAGGAUUGAAGUAUUUUCGCAUUCAAUUCGAUGAAAUUUCCGCGGACAUGUCUGAUAUGGUGGGACACUGGUUGUUCCCCAAACGAAGAGAGUUCCCGCGGCCAUAUGUCAAGCGAACCUAUGCCACCAACUCGAAAACUCUCGGCAAAGAUGGUUGGGUUGACACCCUAGUCGAGAGACUCAGCAAGAUCUGGAGUCCUUAUGAGAAGCUGGAUGAUGCGAACCAGAAGCCGGUUGAUAACCCACUGUACGAUAAUUGUAAGAUCUCAGCCCAGAUCCAGUGCUUCGGCGGCGACAAUUCGAUGUUCUACAACAACCGCAACAACGGAGCCGCCUAUAGUUGGAGAGAUUCUACUGUUCUCCAGACUGUGGACUGUUGGUAUCUGAACAGGACUGAUCCGAAUUAUAAAAAGUCGCUGGAACUCGCAAACGAAUGGCAAGCAAAGAAUGACAGCGUCAUGAUUGGUGCCAACAGCUGCUUUAGCAAGACCGAUAGGCGCGUUCUGUGGGGUGAUUGGGGUGAUUGGGAUAUGGCUAAGCCUGAGGUCUGGAAGACUUAUUAUGAAGACGAGGCCAAGUAUCAGAAUAUCGGCAAGGUCAGGGCUGCAGCGGAUCCAAGGGCACCGUCACUGCUAAUCCAUUUGCCGUUGAAGGCCAAGGAUAGUCAGAUAACACUUAGCCAGGUUAUUCAGUCUUUAUAA